Messenger RNA from Lymnaea stagnalis (great pond snail), 6969 nucleotides. The record is from the annotation of a GenBank genome assembly. NCBI's taxonomy places the organism in Eukaryota, Metazoa, Mollusca, Gastropoda, Lymnaeidae.
AUUAUCUCUGUGUUUCGUGGCGUAUGAAUGUGGUCUAUUGGAGAAGGUGUUUGUUUAUUGAACCGUUUGAGUGACAUAGUCACCCACCGAGACACCCGGACCUGAUCGUUUAAAAUAGGCUCAGUGGCUGGGACCAAGAUGGCGCAGAUUCAAUCCUUUUUAGGAAAGUAACUCUAACUAAGUAGGAGAAGAUAUUCCACGGGAAUGUUAAAGAGAGGUGAGUUUUGGUUUAUGCGCUUUUCCACCAAAUAUCUCAUCACAUACCUGUAUCUUAUCAAAUAUCUCAUCAAAUAUCUCAUAAUAAACCUGUAUCUCAUCAAAUAUCUCAUCAAAUAUCUCAUCAAAUAUCUCAUCAAAUAUCUCCUCAAAUAUCUCAUCAAAUAUCUCAUCAAAUAUCUCAUCAAAUAUAUCAUCAAAUAUCUCAUCAACUAUCGGUAUUUAAUAAAUACCCAUCAAAUAUUGCAUACAAUAACUCAUCAAAUAUCUCAUCAAAUACCGAUAUCUCAUAAUAACUCAUCAAAUAUCUCAUAAAUUCAGGGGCGUAGGAAGGAGGCUGCGGUGCGCCCCGGGUGCCACCUAUUAUAUGUUCAAAGGUGACAAUUUGGGCCAACUGCCUAUUUUUUUCGUGACCUCUCCCCUCUCUCUCACCAUCUUCCUCUCCCUACCCACUAUCCCCUUCUCUCACCAUCUUCCUCUCCCUACCCACUAUCCCCUUCUCUCACCGUUUGUUCCACACACACACGCACCAUCAAAACACAAACCAAACAAAUAAACAGACACACUAACGCCCUCUAUCUCUCUCUCUCUCUCUCUCUCUCUCUCUCUCUCUCUCACCAACAUAAAAGAGGGGGGUUGGGAGAGUCUCUUUCAACUGCACUGGACACACAUGGCCCAUUUUCAAACAGACGUGGCACUAUUUCUGUUCACACAAAUGUUUAGAACUAAACAAACAUCUCAAUAAGCUUUUAGAUUAACCCUAAGCGAUCCCCGUGGAUUAAAAUUAAUUACCUUCUCCUACCGUGUGAGAAAUGCCUGUUAGACAUAUUUUUCUUUUCCUGUAAGAAAAAUUCAAAAUACCAGAACUACAACCAUUUUCCAUUAAAAGAGGGGUCCCGUUUUAUUUAUGUCUGAGAUAGUACCCCCCACCCCCACCCCCCUUACAAAAAUCACUAGCUCAGAUAUACAAUGGUGUUAAAAAAUUAAAAGUUGCCCCCAUUAAAAUCGGUUUAGAAAUACUAUAGGCCGAGAUCCAUUAAUUGACAUAGAACCUAUAGUGUUAUCUUAGCCGAAUGGUGUUUAUAACGCUUAUAUAACAUAUAAUUUAAAAUGAAAUGGGGCCAAAUGAGUGGACUUUUUGGAGUUCAGUACCUCUCGGAAUUUGAAUAUGGAUAAUCAAGAUCAUGUGUACUAACUUGGUCAAGAUGGUCAAGAUCCUUCCAUUCACAUAGGAGUAUUUAUUUGUAAUUUUAUUUAUUUAUAAAUAUAACACUGGCAUUGUUAUUUGUUAAAUGUAAGUUUCUACCCUAAAGCCUUUUAUACACCAUUAUGCCCAGGGCCUUGCGAGGAGGGGCGCAGAGGGCACCCCGGGGGCCAGCAUCAUAGAGGCACCAUAAUCUUCAAUACAUUUGAAGCCGAAAAAGGAAAUAAACGUAAUAUUUGCGUGUAUCAUUUAUUGAUCUUUUACCUUUUUUUUUUAAACUGUGUGUUGGGGGGGGGGGUUUGGGGGGGGGUAUUUUUCAGUUUUUGUCCCGGGCGCGACUUUCACGGUUCUUAUCCAUUCCAAUAAUUCCGUUGUCAAUUUAUAUUAUGUCUUCAUAAAAUGUUACAACCAUUUUGGAAUUUUUAAACAAGCAUAUUUCAAGUCCUUCCUUUUGAGUAUAAUUUUCAUCUUUUAUAGAUUUUUCACUCCAAAUAAUUUUUUUUUUUAAAUCUCAGAUUUGAGAAGCUUGUCUCGUCUGCUGCCGCAAUCCUUUCUCGUCCUGUUAAUUCUUGGACCAGCCAUGUAUUAUGUCGGAUUCUACACCAUCAUUCAAGAACAUACCACAAAACUUAUUUUCAGCAUGGACUCAAAAGGAAAACUUGAAACUUUGACACAACCUGACAGUGGCGUCAAUCUUACGGACAUCCGUUACAGCUUAAAAUCACGCUUGCAUAAUUCAAAGACUCGUGUGAUAGUGAGGGACUCCGCUUCGACACGAAAAAAGGAAUCUGAAAAAGAACACAAGCCAGGGAGAGUCACAGCCCACAAUAAUCAUAAAUAUAUCCGAAACAAUAAGAAGGCGUCUCUUAGCCGUGGCGUUAAGGUUGGCAAAAGGGAUUCCGGGGAAGAAUCUCUGGCGUGUGUCUUCCCUCGCGUCAACCCAUUCGACCCGGAAAUAAUGGCCAUGUCCGGCCUCAACUUGAGAACACUUGAGUGUCACGCUAAAUUACCCGACCUGCUGUACAUAGAUGGGAACACAUUGGCCAUCAACAAAACUAAAGUGCACGAAAAGCUGGGAGGGAUCCAAAUCACGUGUCAAUAUCAGGAAAUACUUCCGGGUCAUAAUUUCCUAGGACCUUUAAAACCGCCUUUUAACGACUUUCAAGUGCUCCCAAAGAGUUCUGAGUUCAUCAGGGUGGUUUGUCAAGACGGUGGUCAGAAAGUUGUGUCAAGGAUGUACUUUGCACUUAUACCCAAACGAGAAAAACGUAGCCAGGUCGAGGCCCUGCUGUUGAAAAAACGAGAGAUGGAGUCGGCUCCCAGGGAGACGCUGAACGUCAUCAUGAUCGGCGUCGACGGGGUGUCACGGCACCACUUCAUGAGGUCCAUGACGAGAACGUAUCCCUUGCUGAUGAACGACUUCCGCUCCUUCGACAUGUCCAUGUACACGCAGGUCGGGAAAAACACGUUCCCCAACUUUAUCCCGCUGCUGACGGGACGGUCCGAGGACGAGAUCAACACGUGGUGGGAUUUCUCAAAGUACACGGACGGCUUCGAUCUGGUGUGGCGGGACUACGCGAGGGCCGGGUACACGACACUGUACACAGAAGACUGGCCGACCAUCGGGGCGUUCAGCUACGAAAAGAAAGGAUUCCUUGUCAACCCAACGACACAUUUUAGUCGGUCGCUGUGUGUUGUCAUGGAGCACGACAAGGAGAUUUGGAACACGGGGAAUCAGUGCGUCGGGGAACAGCCGGAAGUGAACUUUCAUUUCGAUUACGUCAAGCGACUGUUCGAUACUUUCCAUGACAAGCCGUUGUACGCCAUGGCGUUCUUGACAAAAGUUUCGCACGACGACAUGACCCAUCUUAAAAUCGCAGACGAGCACGUGUUUAAUUUUUACCGAGUGCUUCAAAAGUCCGGGUAUUUGAACAACACCGUGCUCAUCACAUUCUCCGACCACGGGCCGAGAUGGGGUCCAAUAAGGUCCUCUAUUAACGGCAUGUACGAAGGUCGCACGCCAUUCGCAAUCUUUACGUUCCCGAAAUGGUUCCUCGAAAAAUACCCGGAUGUUGCUAGGAACCUAAAUACGAACACAGGUCGCCUUACGACCCACUACGACACACACGCGACGCUGACGGAUCUGCUGUACUUCCGGGGUAACGGAGACGCCCCUGUUAGAAAAAAUAAACAUGGGAUAAGUUUAUUACAAAAAAUACCUAAAAAUAGAACGUGCAAGGAUAUCCCCAUACCAGAGGAGUACUGCCUCUGUGGGCAGAGCACGGUGGAACGCCUUGAUACCUCCACAGAACCAGCAAAAAUCCUGGCGAAGACGACACUGGCCGCCAUCAAUUUAAAGAUCAACAAGACAAUAUGCGUGGCUUUAAAAAUAGAAGAAAUUCUUCAGGUGGUUAAGGUUGAGCUACCAAAGAAUCUUUCUGAGGGGAAACACGACAAAUACCUAUUCAGGGUGCGGUUACAGACUACGCCAGGACACGCUGUUUUCGAGGCUACUGUCUUCGCACGCGAAGUUGUUCCGCAGACCUCAUUUUGGGGCACCAAGAACCAUUUUAUAAUUGAUGUCGCAGAGCGGAUAGACAGACUUAAUCUGUACCGCGGUCAGGCAGACUGCGUCAGUGACGCAAGGAUAAAGGCGUUUUGUUAUUGUAAAAAUUUGCAUAAUGAAUAUUGAAUUAAAUAUUUAUUUAACUUUAAGGUAAAGUGAGGUUUUCUCUUUUUUCCCAAUACACAUCGAGCACCGCCCGUUACAGAGUGAAUCCUUUGGGAAAAUAGAAAUGUGUGCCAAGAAUGAAAUUCGUCAGUUUCUCAAGUAGAGACGGCAACUUGCUCAUAAUCUCAAAGAAUCAUAAAGUGCCGCCUCUGCAGAUCUUCUAUGUAUAAAAAUAUGGGUAAAAGCAAUCAUUAAAAAAAAACAUAUUAUAAAAAUAUGUGAGUGCCUAAAAAAACGUAUAUUGUUUUUACAGACUUACGUACGUUUCUUACAAACAGAUUCUGUCAUAGAAGGAAUGAACAGACCAAUUGAAAGGAGCGAAUUAAUGUAUGGUACAUACCUCGUUUCACUAUUUCAUUCAUUUACAUAGCUUGAAAGCAGUCCCUUCAUUUAUUUCUUCUUUUCAAAACCAGUGAGAAGGUAUUAAGGCCCUGUGCAACGAAUUAAGUCAAUCAUUUGAGGUCUUUCAUUUCACCGGCUGGUGAACUUUGUUUUUUGUUUUUUCAAUUUCAAUAUUUUUUUUUUUCGUAUUUCCCAUUGAAAACAAACAAUAACAUCUGAGUUGAUUCAAGACGAUGCUGGUUUAUAGGCAUAGGGUAAUAGAGUAUAGAGUUAUAGGGUAUAGGGUUAUAGCAUAAUGUGAAGAGUAUAAAAAUAAAAUCUAGAGAGCUAGCACGUUUCAUAUACUAAAAGGUAUCACAUGUAUUGAAUGUUCAAAAAGUGUCUAAAAAAAAACAAACCGAGGCUGUCUCCUUUAAGUGUUGUUGUUCGUCCGUCGAGGAUCGACGAUGACCAUCGAGUCGUCUGGUGACUGAUGACUUGCGCGGGUGACUUUUGUUUAAAGUGAGGAAGAUUUGCGCAGCGUCAACCUCACUCUCUCGUCCGAGCCCACCACAUCCAGUGUCAAGACUCUACGUCAAGACGACCAGGGAUGGGUACGGUUGCAGGAAUGGACAUUGUAUGCGCCUUACGGGACUCCAACUCCGGGUUUGAAUUCAGAGUUUCCUUCUCUUAGAUGAGUUGCCGACCAAGGUUAACGAUUCUCACCCACCCGGAAAGUGUAAUGAGUUUUCAAACAUGUUUCUAAACACGUGGUUGAAUUUUAGUCGAUCUAACAUAUCUAUGUAUCUAUUUCAAUUUGUCGUUCCAGCGAGGAAUAUAUCGAUAAAUAUAUCGAUAAAAAAACUCUAAAAUGAUCAAUUGGCACACGUGUGAACAGAUUAUAUUUCCAUAAUUGCACCUAAAUUGUGGAACAGUUGGUCACAAUCUUUAAGGUAAAUUUACAAUACUAAAAUGUCGUUUAAGAAAAAUUGAAAGACUCUUUUUUUAAAAUUAGAUUUAAGGACACCCGAACGCUGUGAGCAUGCUAAAAGAGCAUGGACAGAAGCGCCAUCAAAUUACUCAGUCAUCAUCAUCAUCAUCAUCAAUAUCAUCAUCAUCAUCAUCAUCCAGUGACAUUCAUUUUGAGAAUUUGCAUAUUUUUGGUGCAAAGUUUUUGAAUCUGUAAGUCGAAGUCAUGUUAUUUUAAAUGAUUCAUUGGACAUAAUUUUUUUUUCUCAGUCAUAUAUGUUACGACCAACACCGGAAGUACUGUCAGUUCCCGAAUUGCUUGGCCAUUUCACAUUUUGGCCAUUAGGUGUUGCCAAAGUCUGACGUUCUUGAAAUGAAAAGUAUAUGCUACAUAGGCCGACAAUUUCUUGAAGCAGCUGGAAAUCCCUGCAUACGGACAAUAUUUUCAAAGGACAAUCCUUAUGAAUUUUUAAAACAAAUUAUUACAAUGAUCUUUUUGUUGUUGGCAAGUCAAUCUUACACCCUGUGCCUACUUCAGAAAACGAUUCUUUAGCGAAUUAUAAACAAAUUAUGAAUUUUCUAGUUUCAAGUUAUGAAUUUUCUAGUGUUGUAAAGUUUAAAUAAUUUAAACAAAUCAGCCUCCACCCCCCCCCCCAACCAUAAGCAGACAUAUACAAACGUGACAGUAAUCGAUACUCCAAACAAACAUUUUAUACAUAAAAGACAUUUCUAUUCAAUCGUUGCGUUUAGCUCAGUAAACACAUUUUUUAUUUCGAAUUGUUUGCCUCACCUGUACUUUGAGAAUAGGUGUUUAUUGACUUGAAUGUCACAAAAAACAACAAACUAUCGUCAGCAAUAACAGCAAUCCUGGUUUCAUAACAAUCUCCGGACAUGGCGUGACGCAGUUGAAAUUCAUGCAAAUAACUUGUUGUAAAUGUACUGAUAAAGGAAUUAGCCGAGACGUAUUAAUUUUUCUUCUAUUGCCGAAAGGUUUACUAAAAUGUUUGUCUCUUACUAAUGAGAAUGCAAAGAUGCGAAUCAAAUCUUCAACAGCGUCUCACGAUGGAACGGUAAGACGCACAGAAUGAUAGGCUUUGAAUCACCACAAAGUCUCUCUCAACAGAGCCGUUCUUAGGCAUAGGCAAAGUAGGCGACCGCCUAGGGCCCCACUGCCAAUAGGUCCCGGCUGGGCGUCUUUUUUAGCCUACAACUUGAAAGUCCAUAUAUUAUAACUUCACAAUUCUGUUUUCUCCUCAGCUCCGGGGGUGUCCCCCCCCCCUUUCCGGGGCCCCCUACCUACGCUCAUUACCUAGAGCCCCCAAAAUCCCAAGAACGGCUCUGCUCUCAACCUUUAUACUUAAAAUAAACAUAACACAAGAUAUCAUGGGGUCAGCACUCUGGAUCACCAUCAGGUGCAAUAGAUAUAAUCAUGAAAUGCUACAAGCAUUGUGGAUUGUUUUCAAGAAAUCUUGUCUUAUGUUACUUUAAGGCAUUGAUUAGUAUGACCUAUGUACAAUAAUGAGGAAGC